This is a messenger RNA of Quercus robur (English oak), 3167 nucleotides long. RefSeq names its product probable methyltransferase PMT26. Gene Ontology annotation, molecular function: methyltransferase activity. The record is from RefSeq and is a predicted model, not a curated record. The coding region runs from base 244 to 2829 and encodes 861 amino acids. Lineage: Eukaryota; Viridiplantae; Streptophyta; Magnoliopsida; Fagales; Fagaceae. Gene Ontology annotation, cellular component: cytoplasm; endosome; trans-Golgi network. The transcript is spliced from 9 exons.
GAAUAAAAUAUUUAAUUCGAUACCAAGCCAGUCUCUCUCUAUAAAUUCUAUCUUUUUGCCUUUUCUCUCUCUUUCAUUCCUUACAAGCAACCAUUUAUUCCUCUCUCUAUCUAAGAAUAAUGGAAAUGGAGGACUAGCUUCAAGCUCAUCUGCUUCCACUCAGAUCUGCUUCAAUUUUUGAUUUUUUUUUUUUGGUCCCAUAAGGUGUUAAAAUUUUUGCAGAAGUAGUUGUGGUGAGAGAAAAUGGCUUUAGGGAAGUAUAGUAGAGUAGACAAUAGGAGAUCCUCGUCUUCGAGUUACUGCUCGACGGUGACGAUUGUCAUUUUUGUGGGGCUUUGCUUGGUUGGGGUUUGGAUGAUGACAUCCUCGUCGGUGGUUCCUGUUCAAAAUGUGGAUGUGCCCCAGGAGAAUAAGAAUGAGGUGAGUGAACCAGUGAACAAGAGCAAUGAGGGUAAUACUAAGCAAUUUGAGGAUAAUCCCGGUGAUUUGCCUGAAGAUGCGACGAAAGGGGACAGUACUGUGAAUUCUGAGAAUAGCUCUAAUUCACAAGAAACCCAAGAAGAGAAGCCUGAGGAAAAGAUUGAAGAGAAGAUAGAAGAGAAGCCUGAGGAAAAGAUUGAAGAGAAGAUAGAGGAGAAGUCUGAGGAAAACACUGAGGAGAAACCUGAAGAAAGGUCUGAAGAGAAGCCAGAGGAAAAGCCUGAAACAAAUGAAGAUAACAAGCCAGACGAUGUUUCAAACACUGAAACAGGAAAUGGAGAAAAUAAAACAGAAGAUGGGGAGUCUAAGAAGGAUAAUGAAGAGAAGAAUUCAGAUGGGGGCGAAACCAAAAAAGAUGGAGGUGAGAAUGGUUCUGAUGGACAAGGUAAUUCUGAAGAGGGUUCUGGUGAGAAAAAAUCCCAGUCCAAAGAGGUCGAGCUGAAAUCUGAUUCAAAUGAGACUGAGAAGAAAUCAGAGAACUCGGGUGAAGCAAAGGAUGGAGAGAAGGUGAAUGGUCAGAUAGAGGAGAAGGUGGAGCAAAACGAUAACAAGGAGUCAAAUGAGAACUCAGGUGAGAAAAAGGAAAACGAACAGCCCAAAAACCAGAGUCCAAAUGAGGUAUAUCCUUCUGGGGCUCAGACAGAGCUUUUGAAUGAAACUACCACUCAAAAUGGGUCUUGGUCAACUCAAGCAACGGAGUCAAAGAAUGAAAAGGAGGCUCAAACUCCUACAGAAGAGACUGGUUAUAGUUGGAAAGUCUGCAAUGUCACUGCUGGGUCUGAUUACAUCCCCUGCCUAGACAAUUUGCAAGCAAUUAGGAGGCUUAGAAGUACUAAGCAUUAUGAACAUAGAGAGAGGCACUGUCCUGAACAAGCCCCCACCUGCCUUGUUUCUCUUCCUGAAGGAUAUAAACGUUCAAUUGAGUGGCCUAAAAGCAGGGAGAAGAUCUGGUACUAUAAUGUUCCCCACACUAAGCUUGCAGAAAUUAAGGGCCAUCAGAAUUGGGUGAAAGUGAGUGGUGAAUAUCUUACUUUCCCUGGUGGUGGGACCCAAUUUAAGCAUGGUGCUCUUCAUUACAUUGAAUUCAUAGAGGGUGCUGUGCCUGAUAUUGCCUGGGGAAAACGCUCUCGUGUAAUAUUGGAUGUGGGAUGUGGGGUUGCUAGCUUUGGAGGCUUUCUCUUUGAUAAAGAUGUGCUUACUAUGUCAUUUGCUCCAAAGGAUGAGCAUGAAGCCCAAGUGCAAUUUGCACUUGAAAGGGGAAUUCCUGCAAUAUCUGCUGUGAUGGGCACAAAGAGACUUCCCUACCCCAGCAGGGUUUUUGAUGUUGUUCACUGUGCGCGUUGUAGAGUUCCAUGGCACAUAGAAGGUGGUAAACUUCUUUUGGAACUAAAUCGUGUGUUGCGACCUGGUGGUUUCUUUGUCUGGUCUGCUACUCCAGUUUAUCAGAAGAACGCUGAGGAUGCUGGAAUAUGGAGUGCCAUGAAGGAAUUAACAAAAGCAAUGUGCUGGGAAACAGUUUCGAUUAGCAAGGAUACAGUAAAUAAAGUAGGUGCAGCUAUAUAUAAGAAGCCUACUUCUAAUGAGUGCUAUGAGAAAAGAUCACUAAGUGAGCCUCCUAUUUGCCCAGAGUCUGAUGAUCCCAAUGCAGCCUGGAACGUGCCAUUGCAAGCAUGCAUGCACAAAGUGCCUGUAGAUGCAUCAGAACGUGGAUCUCAAUGGCCAGAACAAUGGCCAGCUAGGUUGGAAAAACCACCUUACUGGUUGUUGAGUUCCCAGGUUGGAGUUUAUGGAAAAGCUGCUCCUGAAGAUUUCACUGCAGACCAUGAGCACUGGAAACGUGUGGUGACCAAGUCAUAUCUUAGUGGGAUGGGGAUAGACUGGUCACAUGUGAGGAAUGUCAUGGACAUGAGAGCGGUCUAUGGAGGAUUUGCUGCAGCUCUGAAAGAUUUGAGCAUUUGGGUCAUGAAUGUGGUCACCAUAGACUCCCCAGAUACGCUACCCAUUAUUUAUGAACGAGGUCUAUUUGGCAUGUAUCAUGAUUGGUGUGAAUCAUUUAGCACGUAUCCUAGGUCCUAUGAUCUUCUCCAUGCAGACCAUCUCUUCUCCAAGGUUAAAAAGAGGUGCAAUUUAGUUGGAGUAGUUGUGGAGGUUGAUCGGAUCCUCAGGCCAGAAGGAAAACUCAUUGUUCGCGACGAUGUUGAGACCAUUAAUGAGCUGGAGAAAAUGCUGAAGUCUAUGCAGUGGGAGGUCCGCUUGACCUACUCUAAGGACAAUGAGGGAUUGCUGUGUGUUCAGAAGUCCCAGUGGCGGCCUCAAGAAUCUGAGACAAUCACGUAUGCAAUUGCUUAACGAUGAUCUCCAGUCACUGCCCUUCCAUUCUUGAGGCGGUGAGAUUAGAUAUUCUUUUUAUUUUGAUUGCUAAUUGCAAUUCAUUGUAACUUCACUUCUACCUUAGUCCAUGUAUCAUGUUAGUUAGGCGGCCUUUCAGUAUCUGUUAUUUUUCAUCACUUAUUUCUUUGUUUUGAUUUCUAUAUUAAGAGGUUGUUGGAAUUUGCUGUAAGCCUGUAAUAUCAUAUUAAGAGUUGAUGGAAGAAUAGAACAUUCUUAUAAGUGUAAAGCUCAUUGGUUAAAAUAUAUAACGAACAAAGAUUUUGGAAUUUAUACUAGUGAAAUCUCGUUCUGGUGUU